AUGGAAGUCAAGAAGCAGAACAAUCUAAAGACUCACUUAGGAUUUCUUGAAUUGCCAGAAGGAUCCGGCCUAGAUUACUCGGAUUUUGAGACCGAAAUCGUGAACAUGAUCGACGAGGAAAUAUUAGCCGUAAAAACAGACCUAUCAAAGCAGCUGGCCGCGAAAACAAAGUCAGCCCCGACAGAGAAACAAGAUAUUGAGACGCACAUAACUGAAACUAAGCCUACUGAUUUAAGGUGCAACUCGAAAGGCUCAAUCGUAAAAAUCAUUACAACAUAUCGUUGGGAUGAAAACGAAUUAAAAAACUAUCAAGAAGCUUUACAAAAACAAAUGAUGUUACUCGACAAAUUCAGUGAUAGCUGGCUAGAACAAGCAACGAUCGCAAAAUCAACGCUUUUUAUCCCGCCAGAGCAGAACUCUAAAAAUCAAGAGGGCACCUACGGAGAAGUCUACGAAAUCCAAAACGAGGCGAUAUCCUGCGCACAAAUUGAGGCUUACAUCGAGAAAGCGGUAAUGUGGAGUCAACACGUCUCGAAAGCCUAUCUGAAUUGUCACUGUGAGAAAACGAUUGAAGUGUCCAAAAUUCAA
Mesorhabditis belari is the source of this 588-nucleotide messenger RNA. Lineage: Eukaryota; Metazoa; Nematoda; Chromadorea; Rhabditida; Rhabditidae. The record is from the annotation of a GenBank genome assembly.